Messenger RNA from Diprion similis, 1905 nucleotides. RefSeq lists its product as uncharacterized. The transcript is spliced from 4 exons. Lineage: Eukaryota; Metazoa; Arthropoda; Insecta; Hymenoptera; Diprionidae. The record is from RefSeq and is a predicted model, not a curated record. The coding region runs from base 74 to 1771 and encodes 565 amino acids.
UUACAAUAACAUCACGAACUUGUUGUUUCGCGAAGCUUACGUAUGAAUGUUCAUUGUGUAAUUCUGGACAGAAAUGAGGACACCCAACGUGAUCUGUGUUUCUUCUCUUUUGUUGGUGACUCUUUCGACUGUUAUUGGUACAGACUAUCAGAUACACAAUGAAGACCUCGAUAUCAAGACCACAGACUCAGUCGAAUAUUCCGGACAAUCACUGAGCACAAAAUUGGUAUCCAGGAAAUUAAGUGAUCCCGGGAAUACGUCGGGUGUAAUAAUUGAGGCAAGAAGAAAUAGCAAGUGGGAUCUGCAGGAGGUGAAAAGGCGACUUGAAGUGAAUCAAGGGAAGCGGAAAAAGAAACGUGACCGAGAUGGGGGGUGGAAGCGAAUGGACGGGAGCAGAGCUAGGGCACCGGGGAGAGACCGGAAGAGAAAAAGGGGGAGAAAAAGAGAGUCGCUAACGAGACUGCAGGCGAGGAAACCGCAGCGCAGGAGAGGCCAAAGGCCGGUCAAGGGGCAUCACCGUCAGCGUGAUCACCACGAGCGUAGGAACCUGGAGAAAGAGUACCUCGUGAGAAAUCGCACCCUGGAACUGCUGGACAUUGAGGCGGCGGCGUCGACGGCCGACCGAUCCUCGUUCGCAUAUCCGGUUAAUAACGUCCAUGGCGUUUUCUUUGGGAGGCGAGUAACGCCGGAUAAGAUUGGUGAAAUUUUGGGCGAGGGACGCAGAGGGACGUCGAUCACUCGACUCAGGAUAGCUGAUAUCGUAAAACCCAAGACUGAAGAAGCGAAGCCGGGGGAACCGGACGAACCGCGGUGCAAUUGCACCGGCAAAGGUACUACAGUGGCUAGAGAGCCGCCGCUUUUCCUGGGAAAGCUAGAGUCCAUUGCAAUGAACGUGUCGAGGAUUAACAAUACGGCCCAGAGACCGCAGAGCGGAAAGAACUCGACGGUUCGUACGGACUUCGACGAAAGCAGUUACCACUUAUACGAUUACGAAAACGUGUUCGAAGACCCGAGCGUUUCACCGUGGGUGAACCCUGCACCUGCCCCCAAGGAAUCCGCCGACGUAGAAAACAGUCGGAAUGAGGACUCGUUGGACAGGACCACGGUGCUCUCGUCCGUCUACAUGCCGAUCGACGAUAGGAUCACUCUUCAUCAAGGAGUCGCCACUCUGUUGGCCAGGUUGUUUCAAACCUUGAGAAACGCGACGAGAGAUGAUGGUGACCAGGAACUACUUCAAGACCUCGAUUUCGACAACUCCGUUCAGGGUGACCUCUGCCAAAAGUGGCUUGACAGUAAGGACACGCUGGAGGAUGCCUUCUUGGGACCCCUCGUGUUGCCAGCCUGUCCCUGUCACUAUCCCAGCAGUAUUUUUUACGACGAUAAAAUUUGGGACCAGGGACAAGAGAGGUAUUUUCGCUGGCGAGAUGUCAGCGGCGAAGCGGAAAGACUCGACGUCUACAAACCUGGAGCAACCUAUUGCAUCCGGUCCUUAUUAGUGCAAGGUGGAGGCAGCGCGGCGGCCCAGCACUGCUGUUAUGAUGGAAAAAGGAAACUCCUGACCAGAGGUUCCGGUGCUGGAACUCCAAACCUCGUCAGCCCGGAAGUGUCCGCAGUUUUGCACGAGAGAAUCGAUAUCCUUCCUUGGAGGCUUUGCAAGGGGAAUUUCUCGAGAUUCAACAAAGUGCGACCACCCAACAAUGACAACCAAUGUAAGGAAAACCCGGAUGAAGAAGAAUAUCAACGACAGAUGAAUCAAACGAAACAUUACUAAAGUACAAUACGAACCAAACAUCUGCAUAUACAAUAAUGUAGCUUUAACUCGAAACAAUUAAAAAUACUAGUGAAGUAUUAAAUUAUUACAUGUUUUAAUGUAUGUGGCAUAUCCAGUGUUAAAAACCUUUAACU